Messenger RNA from Phragmites australis (common reed), 2034 nucleotides. Its product is annotated as chitin elicitor receptor kinase 1-like. Gene Ontology annotation, molecular function: protein kinase activity; ATP binding. Gene Ontology annotation, biological process: protein phosphorylation. NCBI's taxonomy places the organism in Eukaryota, Viridiplantae, Streptophyta, Magnoliopsida, Poales, Poaceae. Bases 520 to 1701 code for a protein of 393 amino acids. The transcript has a single exon. The record is from RefSeq and is a predicted model, not a curated record.
GAUGUGGAAAGUAGAGUAUCCGUUCUCAUCUGACAGUUCGCGUUGGUUGGCUGGGAUGGCCGGGGAAAGAAGAACGGAAUAGGACUGGAGUAGUUCCACUGGCAUGAAAUUCCAGCACGUGUGACUCCACGAUGCGUUGUGCAGAUAAUGUCUAUCUCUGCCAUCUGCCGCUGCUUUUUAAUUCAGAAAUGUCUAGUGUAGCGGUUUCUUGCUUUACUUCGAGAUCCGUGCGGUGAAAUGUUCAAACGGCUGAGAUAAGCAUUGUGUACAAAUCACGUUGCGGAAAUUUCCCGUUUGGAUUCCAACAGCCCGUGACGCUAGGUAAAGUACUCGUGUCGUGCGAUGAAGGUCCUUCCUCCCCCUGCAAAACCAGGUAGGUGUCGCUAACAGCCAAGGUUUUUUACCGCAACAGCAGCGGCCGUGCACGCGUCUUGGGGUUUCUUAGGCUAUGCUCUGCUCUCGCACGGUCGCAACCCGCAAACCGCAGCAGACGGGCCACCGCCCCUGUCUUUGGGAGCGAUGUGCAAGUCCAGGUCCAGCUCCGACGCGUUGCCCUCGCAGCGCGCCCCCUCUUCCUCCGCCAAGCGCCGCCUCGCCGCCGCCGCCGCGGCCUCCUCCUCUUCCCCAUCCACGUCCUACUCGGGGGGACCCUCCGGCGAAGGGACAGGCACAGCCAGCGCCCAGCACCGCGCCACCUCAUCGUCCUCCGCCUCCUCCGCGUCCUCCAGCCGUGCCUCCCUCGCUGCGGCGCGCGCCUCGCUCCCGGACCCGCCCAUCCUCUACCCGUUCCAGGAGCUCGCCGCCGCCACCAACAGCUUCCUCGCCAAGCGCGUCGGGAACUCCUCCUCCGCCUACUGGCGCUGCUCCCUCCGCGGCCGCGACGCCGCGUUGUUCCAGCUCCAGCUCCGUCCCGACGCCACCGGCGCCCUGGACGCCGCCGCGCUCGCCAGGAUCGGAAGGUACCACCACACCAGCCUCGCGCGGCUGCUCGGCGCGUGCCCCGCUGGCGCCCACGUCUACCUCGCCUACGAGCUCCCGCCCGGGGCCGCCACGCUUGCGGCGUGCCUCCGCGGCACGCGGAACCCCAGCUUUACGGCCCUCCACACGUGGGUCUCCCGCGUCCAGGUCGCCGCCGACGUCGCCCAGGGGCUCGAGUACGUCCACCACCACGCGGACGCCGUCCACGGCCGCGUUUCGCCCUCCGCCGUGUUCGUGUCCGACCCGGGCCUCCGCGCGCGGCUCACCCACUUCGGCGCGUCUAAAUUCGCCGCCGCCGCCGACACCCGAGAGACCGGAGACUCCCCCUACGCGGCCCCGGAUUCGAGUGAACCGUCCCGGGAGGCGGACGUGUACGCCUUCGGGGUGCUGCUGCUAGAGCUGCUCUCCGGGGAGGAGCCGACGAGGUACCGCUUUGACAGGGGCACCAAGGAGUUCCUGCGGGUGUCGAUCCUCGAGACGGCAGCAGCGGCGGUGGCGGGAGGCGCGGUGAGGAAUUGGGUGGACAGGAGGCUGGGAGACUCGUUCCCCGUGGCAGCCGCCGAGAGGCUUGUGGAGGUGGGGCUCCGGUGCGCGGCAGCGGAGGACCGGCCGGAGAUGACGUGGGUGGCGGGGAAGGUGUCCAAGGUGUACCUGGAGUCCCGGGCGUGGGAGCAGAAGCUCCGCGUGCCGACCGAGUUCUCCGUGUCGGUAGCGCCUCGGUGAACUGAAAAGCAACUCUAUGGAGUUUUUUUUUUUCUCUCACAAAGCUAGGCAUUGCCUCUGCCCUGUUUGGAUCAGAUUUGGGGUUGGGGACCCGGAUGGAAGGCUUCGGCCUACGGCUGCGUUCCCAUUUGUUUUGGCCCAGAAGCCUAGAACGCAUGUUGAGCAAUUGGGCUGGGCUGAUCCCGAAAGGGAAACUUUAGGUUUAUGCCAAGGAUCAAUUGUCGUUUCUGAUUUUGCCACUGAUUUUUCUAUUAUUAGGUUUGUGCCACUUAUUUGUAAAAAUUCUUCGAUUCAUACCACUAAUUGCUACGGUUAGACCGAUAAACCUCUUCA